Molecule: messenger RNA, 457 nt
Organism: Heterobasidion irregulare TC 32-1
Lineage: Eukaryota; Fungi; Basidiomycota; Agaricomycetes; Russulales; Bondarzewiaceae
Product: peptidase inhibitor I9
Exons: 6
Coding region: 165-392 (75 amino acids)
Biological process (GO): vacuole fusion, non-autophagic
Molecular function (GO): endopeptidase inhibitor activity
Source: RefSeq, a predicted model, not a curated record
AGCUCUUUCGAAACAAACACAGCCAUCUCAAUUGAUCCAAAGACGCCAUCGCACUCAGACUCUCACCGUCUACUCGCCUCAUCGGAACCAGAAUUCAAGGCCCUGUUAUCGCCAGGACACCUAUCCGUAGAACCUUUACCACAAAACACCCCAUAUCCUCCAAUAUGUCUGGAAAGUAUAUCGUCGUGUUCAAGCCGAGCACCUCGGAAGACGUGAUCAACAGGCAAGCAGACGACCUCGCCGCCAACGGUGGCACGGUCCAUAGCCGCUAUGACUCUGUCUUGAAGGGAUUCUCUGCGACGAUCCCCGAUGCAUACUUGCAAUCCCUCACGGCGCUUCAAGGUGACAUCAUUGACUACAUUGAGCCCGAUGGCAUCGUCACCACCCAGUGAUAGCUUCUUUCUGAUACCAAUGACCAAGGGCGAUGUAUGUAUGUAAUGGUCAGCGAGAAGUGUUC